AUGAAUAUCAAAUUAGGCCAUCCGGUUUCUGACAGGACCAUCAACCGUCUUGCCAUCUUCUGCGGUCCCAUCGGCCAACUAUGCUUUGUUCUCUUCUUGCCAGCCGGUCUCAUGCUGCCUCCAAUCAGCCCCUCUCUCUCUCCUGAGGAAACUGCCAAUCACUACCGAAAGAACGAGGCCGGAAUGAAAGCUGGGGCGACGAUUAUGCUUCUAAGCGGUAUCUUCUGGCCUAUAUUCUGUGCCGGGGUCAACCGCCAAUUGGCCCGAAUCCCGAACAUCAAUCCGACACUCCUGUGGGCACAGUUGGCGGCCGGUUCGCUUGGCGCAGUGUCCAUGAUGCUGCCGGCCAUCUUCUUUGCGGCCACAGUCUACCGACUAGACCGGGACCCAGUCCUCACGCAGCUCUUAAGUGACCUAGCCUGGUUCUGUUUCGCAUUACUGUUUCCCCCAUUCGUGGCACAGGAUAUGGCUAUAUCCUGUGCCAUUCUCUCCGAUACCCGCUCCAAGCCAUUACUCCCUCGUUGGUUGGCAUAUACCACUACGGGACUCACUUUGACUCUCUAUCCUGCUUUGGGGGUUCAUUGCGUUCAAAACGGCCCCAUCGCGUGGAAUGGGGCUGUGGGAUUCUGGCUGGGGGCCGCCGGCUUUGGCAUACAAGUUGGAUUACUGGUUUCGUCUCUGCUGAAGGCUGUGGCUACGCCUGAUAAUGAUGAUGGUUCCGAGGAAGAGGGGUAA
Molecule: messenger RNA, 735 nt
Organism: Penicillium samsonianum
Lineage: Eukaryota; Fungi; Ascomycota; Eurotiomycetes; Eurotiales; Aspergillaceae
Exons: 1
Coding region: 1-735 (244 amino acids)
Source: RefSeq, a predicted model, not a curated record